Brenthis ino (lesser marbled fritillary) is the source of this 1287-nucleotide messenger RNA. The record is from the annotation of a GenBank genome assembly. Lineage: Eukaryota; Metazoa; Arthropoda; Insecta; Lepidoptera; Nymphalidae.
AUGAAAUCAAUCCGCAACUUACGCAAAUAUACCAAAUUUCCUCCUAGACGAAGAAUUGUUGUUACUGGGAUGGGAGUAGUGUCACCGUUAGGAACAGGUACUCAACUUGCUUGGCAAAACCUUUUAAAAGGUCACUGUGGCAUAGUUGAACUCAAAGAUAAGGAAUAUUCCAAAUUACCUAGCAGGAUAGCAGCAGUAAUACCAAACGACGCCAAUAGUGAAUUAACCAAAGCUCUGUCCAAAUCAAAUUUGAGAUUUAUGGCACCUGCUACUUGCUUAGCUCUUCUUGCAACUUCCGAGGCAUUGAAAGAUUCUAAUUGGAUGCCAGAAUCUGAUAAAGAUAGAGAAUCAACAGGAGUAACUUUAGGUAUGGGAAUGAUUGAUCUUAAAGAUGUAUGUGAAACGAAUGAUGCUUUGCAGUUAGGUUAUAAUAAAGUAAGCCCAUUUUUUGUACCCAGGAUAUUACCAAAUAUGGCUGCAGGUCACAUAAGUAUCAAAUAUGGUUUUCGAGGACCUAAUCACGCAGUAUCUACAGCCUGUGCUACAGGCGCUCAUUCUAUUGGUGAUGCUUUUAGGUUUAUAAGAAAUGGUGAUGCUGAUGUUAUGGUUAGUGGGGGAGCAGAAGCCUGCAUCAGUCCUUUAGCCAUUGCUGGAUUUUGUCGUCUAAGAGCAUUGAGCACAGCAUUUAACAAUGAACCUCACAAAGCUUCGAGACCAUUUGAUAAACAAAGAGAUGGUUUUGUUAUGGGUGAAGGUGCUGCCGUUUUAAUUUUAGAGGAAUAUGAGCAUGCUUUACGAAGAAAUGCAAAAAUAUAUGCUGAAAUAUUGGGUUAUGGUUUAUCAGGAGAUGCUUCACAUAUUACUUCUCCUAAAGAAGAUGGCAGUGGUGCUAUAUUAUCAAUGAGGAGAGCUUUACAAGACGGCAAUAUUGAAAGUGGUGAAAUCACAUAUAUCAAUGCACAUGCUACAUCAACUCCACUUGGUGAUGGUAUUGAAUCUACAGCUAUUAAGACUCUAUUCAAUGAUAAUUUUAAAAAUAUAAUGGUUUCUUCUACUAAAGGAGCUCAUGGCCAUUUACUAGGUGCAGCAGGAAACCUUGAAGCUGUAUUUACUGUUUUGGCAUGUUAUCAUGGAAUUGUACCACCAACUUUAAAUUUAGAAGAUCCUAUUGAUGACCUAAAUUAUGUAGCUAAGGUACCACAUAAAUGGAGACAAGAAAGGAGAAUAGCACUAAAAAAUUCAUUUGGAUUUGGUGGAACAAAUGCAACACUUUGUAUCUCAAAUAUU